Lotus japonicus is the source of this 1056-nucleotide messenger RNA. Its product is annotated as F-box/kelch-repeat protein At3g23880-like. The record is from RefSeq and is a predicted model, not a curated record. Bases 1 to 1056 code for a protein of 351 amino acids. The transcript has a single exon. Gene Ontology annotation, molecular function: protein binding. NCBI's taxonomy places the organism in Eukaryota, Viridiplantae, Streptophyta, Magnoliopsida, Fabales, Fabaceae.
AUGACGGAAUCACCUUCACAGUUGCUGCCACUGUCGAUCUUACCAAAAGAAUUGAUCGCCGAGAUCCUCGUUAGGCUUCCGGUUAGAUCUCUUCUUCAAUUCAGAUGUGUGUGCAAAUCCUGGAAAGCCCUAAUCUCCAGUCCCCAAUUCGUGAAGGAACACCUUCACAACUCAAUCUCCGAUACAAGCUUAACACACCAACGAUUGCUCACUAUCACCAACGGUGAAUCGAAUGGACUGACAACAUGUUCACUGCAGUCAAUAUUCGAAAACCCAUCAGCCCCUCUAGAAACCCUCACCUUCCCGGUGGAGCCCCAGACCUAUUAUUUUAUUGUAGGUUCAUGUAAUGGGUUGAUCUGUUUGUCUAAUUGUGAUGGUUAUUUCAUAUUGUGGAACCCUUCUACUAGAUGGGCAUCCAGAAGAUUACCGUAUGCGCCUUUAGUUUAUGAGAGGCAUCUGAACUUACAUUUGGGCUUCGGCUAUGAUCAAGUUAACAACAAGUACAAGGUGCUAAUAAUUACUUGUGGUUUACCUAAUCUUAGUGAGACUAGAGUUCAUACCUUUGGUACGAAUUCUUGGACAACGGUUCAAAAUCCCUCGUGUGCUUUCCGUUGGAGUGAAAUGUCAGGAAAAUUCGUGAGUGGUGCUCUGAAUUGGCUGGCUAAGAAAGGUGAUGUGAUUAUUUCUUUUGAUCUAGAGAAGGAGACUUAUGGUGAAGUGUUGUUACCUCCUCAAAUGAAUGGUGAUUCGCUUGCAGUCUUGAGUAAUUGUCUUUGUGUAUGUUGUUUCUCUGGCAAAGCGGACUACGUUGUGUGGAUGAUGAAAAGAUAUGGCAUUCACGAGUCUUGGACUAAAUUGUGGACACUGAUCCCUCAUGAGAAUUGUAUUUUGCGCCCCUUGUGCAUUUCAAAAAACGGUAUUUUUCUAGCAAAAGGUUCAAAUCUCCGGUUAGUAAUGUAUAACCCAAAUACUAGGACGUUCAAUUAUCCUUAUAUUGAGGGAAGGUUUUGGGAGGGCGACAUAAACAUUUAUCAUGAGAGUUUAGUUUCACCAUGA